AUGGCCCCUGCACAAUCUCAAUCUGCCGCCCGCUUUUCCAUCGGAGGACUAGCAGUAGCAGUAGCAGCACUAGUGGUGCUAUCGGCCUCCCCAAGCCUGGCCAACGGCGAUACUGAUACGGAUCUCGCCUCGCUGCUGGCUUUCAAAGCACAGCUCUCCGACCCUCCUGGUGUCCUUGCUACCAACUGGACCGUCGCCGAUGGCGGCGGGUCCUCAUUCUGUGGCUGGGUAGGCGUCACGUGCAGCCGCCGCCGGCAGCGGGUCACCGCCUUGUCGUUGCCGGACGUUUCCCUCCUUGGAAACCUUGCUCCUCACGUCGGUAAUCUUUCCUUCCUUUCUUUUCUCAACCUCACCAACACCGGUCUCACAGGCUCUAUCCCGGCUAAUCUUGGUAGGUUACGGAGGCUUAGGUAUCUGCUUCUUAGUAAUAAUGCCUUGUCCAAUGGUAUCCCUCCCGCCCUCGGCAAUCUCACCAGCCUCCAGUUUCUCGAAUUAGGUCGCAACAUGCUCUCCAGUCAGAUCCCUCCUGACUUGUUUUUGCGUAUGCCUAAUCUUGCACAAAUUUCUUUGAAAGGAAAUCAUUUUAGUGGCCGAAUACCACCCCAAAUGUUCAAUAACACGCCUGUCUUGAAAUACAUCCACUUCGGAAACAACAGUCUAUCGGGUCCUAUACCUGAUGGUAUUUCAUCCCUAUCCAUGCUGGAAUUGCUCAACUUGCAGUUCAAUCACCUCUCAGGCCCUGUCCCGCAAGCCAUAUACAACAUGUCCAACCUGCAUGUCUUGCUACUCCCGUACAACAACCUAACCGGUCCAAUUCCAGACAACCGAAGUUUCAGCCUACCAAUGUUGCAACAAAUUUCCCUUGGCGUGAACAAAUUCUCUGGACCAUUUCCAUCUGGGCUUGUAACAAGCUAGUACCUAGAAGUAAUUUCUCUA
Triticum dicoccoides is the source of this 936-nucleotide messenger RNA. RefSeq names its product receptor kinase-like protein Xa21. NCBI's taxonomy places the organism in Eukaryota, Viridiplantae, Streptophyta, Magnoliopsida, Poales, Poaceae. The coding region runs from base 1 to 915 and encodes 304 amino acids. Gene Ontology annotation, molecular function: protein binding. The record is from RefSeq and is a predicted model, not a curated record. The transcript has a single exon.